AUGUUCAAUUUGCUGUUCGUUCUGGCCGGAGCAACAGCCCUGCUCUUGUACUACCUAACCCUCUAUAUCCUCUUACCCAAGCAAAGAACAAAUCAGCUGCGAGGUCGUGUACCUCUUCACACCUUUGAGGACCGACCAGACACGUACGAGAACUAUGUCAAGUCGACUCGUCAACUGCAUUAUGCAGGCUACAAGAAAUACAUCCAGAAGUCGCUACCAUAUCGGGUGAAGACGAGCGCAGGGGGCGAACGAAUCAUUCUUCCUUUCAAGUAUUUGGUCGAGAUUAAAAAUGCUCCACAGAGUGCCAUUAGCCUUCCAGAUGAGAUGGAGGAAUUACUGCUGAUGAAGUACACGGGUGUUCCUCAGCGAACGGAUUCUGGCACAAAAGUCGUCCGUGUUGACAUGACAAGGAAUCUAGGAAACUUUGUCCAAGCAAUGAAUGAAGAGUGCGUGUACGGCUUCGAGAAGUACAUGCCUGUGGAAAACGAAUGGCAAAAUAUCAAGCCAUAUCACGUCUUUGCCAGGAUAGUCGCAUUGAUCUCAGGUCGUGUCCUGGUUGGGCAACAGUUAUGCAGAGACGAGGCUUGGAUCAGAUUGAGCAUGGAAUUCUCAACUCACGCUUUCGGUGCAGCACGAACUCUUCGAAGUGGCAAUAAGUGGCCAUGGUCGAUGCGGCUAGCCUCGCUCACUGAGCCCGCCGUGAAAGGGAUCUUGCAGCGGCAACGAGAAGCGGAAGCCUUGAUAAAACCCAUAUGCGAGGAGAGGCUACGCCUGAAAAAUAAUCCCGAUUGGAAGAAACAAGACGAUGGCAUCCAAUGGCUCCUCGAUAGCCACUCCAACAGUGGCGAGUCAGCAGACGAAGUUGUAAAGAGCCAACUCCGACUCACCAUGGCCGCCAUACACAACACUACCAUGAGCGCCACGAACGAUCUAUUCGAUUUGAUCGAACAUCCAGAAUACAUCGAAAUUCUCCGAGAAGAAGUCAACACCGUGCUCACCGAAGAGCAAGGCUGGACGAAACAAGCUUUGACCAAAAUGAGAAAAAUGGAUAGCUUCAUGAAAGAGAGUCAACGCAUGAAUCCAUCAACGCCAAUCACUUGCAAGCGAAAAGUGAUGCAAGACUUCACCCUGCACGAUGGACUCAUCUUACCUCGGAGCUCACACGUAGCAUUCACCUCAGACGCUGUGAAUCGAGAUCCUGAAAUUUAUCCUUCUCCGGAUACCUUCGAUGGUUUGAGAUUCCACAAACUUCGUACAGCACGCUGCAGUAAUGAGGAUGGAGCUAUAUCUGCGAAUGAGACAAAGUACCAGUUUGUGACCGCGACGCAAGAGUACCAAAAUUGGGGUGCUGGUGGCCAUGCUUGUCCAGGCCGAUUCUUUGCGAGCAACGAGAUCAAGCUCAUGCUAGCUUACCUGCUUCAGAACUACGACUUUUGCUGGAAAUAUGGCGAAAGUAGAACUGAGAGUGCUGUCAUUGACUGGAAUAUUCUGCCUGAUCGGGAGAAAGAAGUGAUGUUCAGACGAAGGAGCCAGCAGUAG
Cercospora beticola is the source of this 1539-nucleotide messenger RNA. Its product is annotated as cytochrome P450. Gene Ontology annotation, molecular function: oxidoreductase activity, acting on paired donors, with incorporation or reduction of molecular oxygen; heme binding; monooxygenase activity. NCBI's taxonomy places the organism in Eukaryota, Fungi, Ascomycota, Dothideomycetes, Mycosphaerellales, Mycosphaerellaceae. The record is from RefSeq and is a predicted model, not a curated record.